AUGACCUCGGCGGCAUCUCCCCCCAUCAGCUCACGAGAUACACAAUCGACACUUAGCAAUGAAAACGACAGUAAAACAGACUUUGGCAAGGACAAGCGCUGUGCCAGCGGACCGUUGUCGCUUACCGAGCCCAUGCUAUCCCCCUCCAAAAGACAGUUGCUCAAGCAGAUGAGCCCCAACAUAGCAAAAAAGCACCGGGUCAUAUCGAACGAGGCCAUAUCUAAACCGCCAAACUUUGAUGGCACAAAUACCAAAAAAACAGUCAAGGCGUCAAGGUUUGCCAAGCCGCUGCUCCCGCCAUCGAUCGCGGCAGGCCCCCAGUUUAGCCAGCGGUCAAAGUCGAGCAUCACUGCAAUGACCACCAACUCGUUGUCGUUGUCGUUGUCGUCGUCGUCGUCGUCGGCGGCGGCGGCUCCGUCAUUGCUACGCCGGUCGAGUUCUCUAUUGUCUCGGUCAAACAGCACCUUGACCGCGGAGCAUAAAUUGACAUUGAAGGCAUCUGACCGCUUUAUCCCAUCACGACACUACUCGGUUGGUCGCAAAUUGGACCCCACGACGCCGACACCCGCGUUGAAUGCAUCACCUCAGAAACUCAUCGAAGCGCAAACUUGUAAAAUAUAUCAGCACCACGUCGCGGAGGCGUGCGGGUUGGAAGUCAACUCCAAGAUUCUACUUUACCAGCCACAACCUCCCGAGAGGAAAAGACCCGUUGAUUUGCAACCGGGUGGAUUCAAAGUCAACUCGAAACUUCCCCCGGUGCUAGCCUCGUCUCGCAUUAAAAAAGUCCCUGCUGCACCCGAGAGAGUAUUGGAUGCGCCAGGUUUGGUGGACGAUUUUUACCUCAAUUUACUCGCGUGGUCGCCUUACAAUCUAUUGGCGAUCGGGUUAGAGGAUGCCGUGUAUGUAUGGAAUGCAUCGACAGGUUCGGUUGGAUUACUAUGCGAAUUACCGGAAAAGACCUUGGUUUCGUCCUUGAGGUGGUCUCAAGAUGGGUCCUAUGUUUCCAUUGGACGAGAUGACGGCUUGAUUGAGAUUUGGGACAUUGAACAGAGUGUCAAGCUGCGCACGCUCAAUUGCGAUAACCAUUUGACUAGGAUUGCCUCGCAAGCGUGGAGCUUGCACACUUUGACGAGCGGGAGCCGGUUUGGCAACUUGUACCAUUCCGAUGUACGAGUCUCGCAGCACUUGGUGAGCAAAGCCGAAGGAUGCCAUUUCUCGGAAAUCUCCGGUAUUGAGUACCGACCCGAUAUGAAGCAAUUUGCCACCGGUGGUAACGAUAAUUUGGUCAAUAUCUGGGACGUUAGAAGCAGCACCCCGUUAUUUGCCAAAAGAACUCACAAGGCCGCCGUGAAAGCCUUGUCGUGGUGCCCCUACCAGCAAUCGCUCUUGGCAUCAGGGGGCGGCUCAACCGACAAGACAAUCAACUUUUGGAACACCACCACGGGAGCGCGAGUCAACACCAUCGAAACGGGCUCGCAGAUCUCAUCGUUGAACUGGGGGUACGCAAGCGGCACCGGCAUGGAGAUUGUCGCUACCCACGGCUUCCCUACUAAUAGCAUAUCGUUGUUCCACUAUCCCACCUUGCAGAAAACGGGCGAGAUCUUGCACGCGCACGAUACAAGGAUCUUGAAUGGCUGCUUGAGUCCCGAUAAUCUCACUCUAGCGACGAUCGCCGGCGACGAGAACUUGAAGUUCUGGUCGUUGUUUGACUUGAACAAGCUGAGCAAGCGUGUUUAUAAUGAGGAAGAUGCCGAGGAGAGCAGCGAGGAGCUCAAGGAGCAAAAGAGGUUGAAAAGGAUGAUUAGUUUGAGGUAG
This is a messenger RNA of Lodderomyces beijingensis, 1815 nucleotides long. The record is from the annotation of a GenBank genome assembly. NCBI's taxonomy places the organism in Eukaryota, Fungi, Ascomycota, Pichiomycetes, Serinales, Debaryomycetaceae.